UCGGGGCUCACGCCCGUGUGGUGAGUCGCGCACAUCCGAGGCUUCAACCUCGAGAUGUGUUAUGUUCGAUGCCCUUCGGCUUCGACCCGACACUGGUUUUGGGCGGCGUUUCCCAGGUGACGGUGCUUGCUUCACCUGCCUCACGAAUUGCUUGUCAGCGUCCGCGCGCCUCUUGCUGUAGUGGCGCAUCCAUGCUUUACUGCCCUGUCAUGCUCGCGACUCGUUGGUUCCACUUUCUCUGUUGCAUCCUGCGUCCUGGUCUCCUCGGCCUCCCAAUCGGCGAGAGGAGCGCCCAAGAGGCAGAAGGUGGCGUUUGCCAUGGAGAAGGGAGAGGUUCUAGACCUCCAGGAUUCCAACCACAUGACGCUCGUCAGGGCGGGGCUCGGCUGGGACGUGGACCCGAAGGCGGGGGACGUGGACCUCGACGUCUCCGUCGUGCUGUUCGCCCAGGGCGGCAAGGAGAUAGGCGCCGUCUUCUUCGGCAACCUUGCCGAGUUCGGCGUAGAGCACAGCGGCGACAACCUCACCGGGGAGGGCGCCGGGGACGACGAGGUGAUCACCGUCAGCUUAGACCAGAUUCCAGCCGACUGUGACCAGCUGGUGUUCGUUGUUAACAUUUACUCCAAGGGCACGACGUUCGAUAGGGUGUCCAACGCCUUCUGCCGCAUCAUGGACCAGGAGGGCUCCGAGCUCGCGAGAUACGUGCUGCGGGACGGCCUCGGCGAGAGCGGGCUUGCGAUCGCCCGCCUGUUCCGUGAACCAGGCGGCCGCUGGGGCUUCCAGGCCCUCGGCGUCUUCUGCAAGGGGCGCACGUGGAAGGACUCGGUGCCGGAGCUGCGGGCCAUCUGCCAGAAGAGCGCGAGGGAGUUCCAGCUGAGGGGCCAGGGCACUACGACCUUCUCUUCGGGCAGUACCAGAGAUUACGCGCGGAGUCCUAGUGUGCCUGUGGCGCCGCCGCCGGUGGCAGGCAGCCCCCGAGGGGGCAGCAGAGGCUGCGCGCUGCAGUGAGCAUCCCUGGCCUCUCGCCUCUCACCCUGCUCUCGGGGGCGCGCAAGAGGGGGUCAGGGGUCAGAGUUCAGACCCCCCUGCCGCCUCCAAUUGCGGGGCCCCUUCUCAUUCGGGCACUGCGGCAUCGCCCGCGUCGCUGGCCGACGUGCCCGUCCACCGCACCCGCCAGGAGGGGCCCCCCGCAGAUGCGGCGCAGCACAGGACGGGCCCCUGGUCUCUGCGAAUGCAGGCGCACCCACGGCCUCACCCGUUGCACAGCAGCCCUUGGGGGCGGAUGUUUGGCCGACCAAGGCGUCGGGAGUCCUGCGGCCCUCUCAGAGUGAGGUGCGGCUGGUGCGUUGCAGCGACCUCGCCAGAGAAA
Messenger RNA from Prorocentrum cordatum, 1369 nucleotides. NCBI's taxonomy places the organism in Eukaryota, Dinophyceae, Prorocentrales, Prorocentraceae. The record is from the annotation of a GenBank genome assembly.